Maudiozyma saulgeensis is the source of this 2193-nucleotide messenger RNA. The record is from the annotation of a GenBank genome assembly. NCBI's taxonomy places the organism in Eukaryota, Fungi, Ascomycota, Saccharomycetes, Saccharomycetales, Saccharomycetaceae.
AUGACAAAAGUUUCUGCUAGUGCUAGCGAUAAUAACAAAACAUGUUAUAAAAGACUAAGGAUAGAAGUUGAUCCCAGGAUUUGGGAAGAGAGGCAUGGACUUUACACAACAGGUGUAUCGUUUGAUACAGUACCUACAAUGUUGAUUGAAUCUGUUUAUGAUAGAGACGAUUAUGAUUUUAAAGGUAUUAAUUUCCCAUUUACUACGGAUUCAAAAAAUCAUCGUAUAUUGACUGCUACUGAUAUGAAUAUUUUAUCAACAAUGAAUAGUGAGGGAGAACCAUUUUUUAAAGAUCACGGUUUUCGUACCGCUAGAGAUCCUUAUCAUGGCGUAAAUUUUGAAGAUAUUUUUGUGAGAACCCCAGCUGGGAAAAUUAUUAGAAGAGAUUAUCCAAGCCAUACGGCAAUUGAUAAUGACGCUUUGUUAGUGAAUAGAUUACAUUGUUCAUAUUAUCAAUUAUGUGACACAUAUAAACAAAAAUUAUUAGAAAGGGUAAAUAAUUCACCUUCAAAAUAUUUUUUAUAUCCUGAUUUACUCUUUUUACAAAAUUAUAUCGGCAUGGAAAUGACUACAACACCAACAACGACUUUAGAGUCAUCGAAUUUAAAGUCUGCUUUCUCACCGAACUCAAAGAAAGGAAAACAUUUGGAGUACAAUAAAAAAAGACACAAGAAAGAAGUAUUAUCGAUGAAAUAUUGUAAUAAACCAACACAGAGAACGUUAUUAUGCCACAUUGAUGGAAGAAGGCACACUUGGGUAGCUUUAGAUUAUAUGUUACAAAUAUUAUCACAACCAAUGGAUCACUUAGUCAUAGUCACGAAUUUACCUGCAAUUAGAGAUAAUGAAUCCCUAUACAAAAGGAAACGAACUUUUCAAAACGAAAAUCAAUGGGCCCCUGGUUAUACACGUCAAGAUAUUGAUGAUACUGUUAAUAAUUUACAAGAUUAUAUUACUUUGCUGAUACCUCCAACAAGACCCGUUAAAAUUACUAUUGAGGUAGUUACAGGUAAGACAUUACCCAUUCUAGUUGAUGCAAUAGGGGUAUAUCAUCCGGAUUUGAUUAUAAGAGCAACCUUGAAACAUGAGAGAACGAAAUCAUUGGUCGGUUGGAAGACAUAUAAUUUAAAUGAUACUUUAACAGGAAGAUACCCAGUUCCAAUUUGUCUUGUCCCAGUGAAGAGAAUGUCAUAUUUUGAAUUACAAUUACAACAUCAGUUUGAAUUCCAGACUGACCAAUCAACUAUUCGAUAUAAAAAGAAACCAUUUGAAAUAUCACUCUCUAAAGGUGUCUUCGAUGGAAACGAUUCAUCAAUGGAUUCAUUAAUAAAAUCCUGUUCAAAAUUGGAAGUAUCUAAUAAAAAUAAACAUGAUAUAAUUACCUCAAAAAUUAGCCAUACCGAUGAAGAAAAUGAUGAAAUUGCAAUAUCUAGUGCAGACUCAAAGUCAUUCAAUUCUAGUGAGUUGGACAGCAAUAACAUUGAAUAUGAUUCCUCAUUUAAUGACCUUCUCAAUUUAGUGAAGCGAAAUAAAACUCAACUAAUUUCAAAACUUCAAACAAUCAACGAUGACAAUAAAAUUAGUGAAAUGGAUAAAAAGAUUUUAAAAUUGGAUACAAUUGUUGAAAAAUCUACUCAAUUAGCUAUUGAUAUAGAUAAUUCAUUUACUGCAAAUAAUGAUAGUUACAUAGAAAAUUUGAAAAAAGUUUUAACCGGUGGGCAUGAUAUGACAAAAGCAAAAUCAAUGACUGAAGAAUAUGGUGGUUCUGGUCGUCGUCAUUCCCACCCUCAGCAGACAGGUGACAAACUACAUUUUUCCAAUUCGACAAAGACAACAGAUGGUACCCAUGGACUUGGUAACUUAAGUAAUCAUUCAGGAUUGGAUUCUAAUAAAAUCAAAAGACUAUCAUUACCAGAAGAGACUCUCAGGAAAACCCACAGCGCUGGUGGGUUGAGAAAACAAAAAUCGAAUGAUUCCUCCAGGAGCCAACGAUCCACGAGAUCCAGUGGAUCUUUCGGUUCUAAAAAAGGAAUAAAAAAGAAAUCUAGUGGGUUUUUUUCGUUUAUGAAAUCGUCAUCUUCUGGUGCAGGUAAGGCUGAAAACGGAAGACGUUCAUCUGUUGAAAGUCAAAACAGUGGGAACGACGAAAUUGAUACCAGGAAAAAGUAUAAAAUGUUUGGUUUUAGCAAGUUCUAA